Molecule: messenger RNA, 1884 nt
Organism: Phymastichus coffea
Lineage: Eukaryota; Metazoa; Arthropoda; Insecta; Hymenoptera; Eulophidae
Gene: GatB
Product: glutamyl-tRNA(Gln) amidotransferase subunit B, mitochondrial
Exons: 10
Coding region: 145-1755 (536 amino acids)
Biological process (GO): mitochondrial translation; glutaminyl-tRNAGln biosynthesis via transamidation
Molecular function (GO): glutaminyl-tRNA synthase (glutamine-hydrolyzing) activity
Source: RefSeq, a predicted model, not a curated record
UUCUCCCACCAGUCUCCCACUAUCAUGCAAACGAACGUAUAUACAAAAAAAAAUCAACUAUGGUCGAUACUGUUGAUAGCUUAACAUCGAUGAUUAUAAUAAUGAAAAUUGAAUAAAUCUUUUUUCUAAUCAUUUAACAAUAAAAUGAAGUCAUUUGCUAUUUCACGGUGUUACACUCGAAAGAAAACCUUGAAGCAAAAUUAUUCACUUCUUAAAAGAUUCUUUUGCAGUAAAGCGAAAGAAAAACCGAAAUCCAAAGUAGAAUGGAAUACUGUUGUUGGACUGGAAAUUCAUGCCCAAAUUUUGUCGAAAUCCAAAUUAUUUUCUAAAGCUAGCACAGCAUUUGGAAAUUCAGUUAAUACAUGUGUUUCUUUCUUUGACUGUGCUACACCGGGAACAUUGCCUAUGUUGAACAGGAAAUGCGUGGAAACUGGUGUUUUGUCAGCCCUUGCAUUGUCAUGUAAAGUCAAUGAAAUUUCGCUAUUUGAUAGAAAACAUUACUUUUAUGCUGAUUUACCUGCUGGUUAUCAAAUAACGCAACAACGUCAACCAUUGGCUGUUAAUGGAUGUUUGAACUUUCAUGUAUUUGUCCCUGGAGUUCACAAGGAACCUUACUCUAAGUCAUCAAGACUGAAACAAAUACAAUUGGAACAAGACAGUGGAAAAAGCUUGCACGAUGAAGAAGGCAAGAGGAGUUUGAUAGACUUAAACAGAGCUGGUAUACCUCUAAUGGAAUUCGUUUUUGAACCUGAUUUAAAGGAUGGUGAAGAAGCUGCUGCACUUGUCAAAGAACUUAUGCUUAUUUUAGAAAGAUUGAAUGCAUGUUCUUGUAUAAUGGCUGAGGGAGCCAUGAGAGUUGAUGCUAAUGUAUCAAUAAACAAACCAGGUGAACCAUUAGGAGUAAGAACUGAAAUAAAAAAUAUAAAUAGCGUGAGAGCUGUAGCUUCAGCAAUUAAGUAUGAAAUUAAAAGGCAAAUAAUACUUCGCGAGAAAGGAGAGAUCAUUGUUAAUGAAACACGUUCUUGGGAUACUGUUAAUAAAAAAACUGUCGCUAUGAGAGACAAGGAAGAAAAACAAGACUACCGUUUUAUGCCUGAACCAAAUUUACCACCACUAUGCAUUCACGUUAAUGAAAAUUUAGAAAAUAAGUAUAAUUUAGUAGAUGCUACUCUAUUGAGGAAACAGAUUCCAGAAUUGCCACAAGAAACGCGAAAUAAAUUAUUAGAAAACUACGCAUUAAAUAAAGCAGUGUCAAUUAUUUUGGUUAAUGAACCAAAAUUAUUGAAACUUUUCUUGUACAUAUCAGAAAAAGAUGCAAAAAGAACGCCACAAUUUGUUGCUAACAUUAUAGUUUAUGCAUUAUUAAAAUUUAUCAACGACAAUGAUUUAGACAUAGAUUAUUGUAUGUCAAUUCGUGAUCAUGUUUGCGAGCUAAUUGAUUUUCUUCAUGCAAGCUCCAUCAAUAUAAAAAUAUUCCAUAAAGUUUUAAGCGAAGUCUUGAAAGAUCCAAGAAAGUAUCCAAAACAGAUUAUACAACAAAACAAAUGGUAUCAAAUAAAUGACGAAGAACAGUUACGAAAAAUAAUUGAAAACAUACUCGACAACAAUCCAGAUUUGGUAAAGAAAUAUGAAAAGGGAAAAAUUAAAUUGUUUCCUGUAUUCACGCGUAAAGUUGUAGAAGCAACCAAAGAUACAGCAAAUGUAUUGAAAGUUGAAAAGUUGUUGAAAGAAAUGUUACAAAUUAAGAGUGUAUGAAUUAUUUAUAAUCUUUGGUAAAUAAAAGCUUAAGAGUAAUUCAUAGUAUCUCAUAAUCGUUAUUGUUGAAGAAAAAGUUACAGCAGUCGACAUAAUAAAAAUAUUGAAGAGAAAAUAAAACACUUAAUA